Messenger RNA from Seriola dumerili (greater amberjack), 1887 nucleotides. RefSeq names its product WASH complex subunit 1-like. Lineage: Eukaryota; Metazoa; Chordata; Actinopteri; Carangiformes; Carangidae. The record is from RefSeq and is a predicted model, not a curated record. Bases 16 to 639 code for a protein of 207 amino acids. The transcript has 5 exons.
UCUGCCACUCGACUGAUGGACCGCUCUCACUCUCUGCCUCCUUUUAAUAACAGCACUUUCACAGCAAUGAAAGAAAUAACGCCACUGAAUCAGGUGAUGACUUUCAAAGCCUUCAACAUGCAAAGAGUCAUCCAGGUGGUGCAGAGGGUGGCGCAGAAGAGCUGCAGAAGAGCCUGUCAGCUGUUCUGUUGCCCAUUAGACAUUCUGUGGUGUCAAAAGGUCACAUGUUGCUCAGCUCAGAACCAUCAGCUCACAGAGGAUAAAACUACACAGGUGGCUCUCCGGAGUCCGCCGUCGACCAUUUUAAUUGUGAACAUCAGCAACUCUACACUGAUCGACUGCGUCAUCGGGAACGACACCUAUCCAUCUGCAGUGGCAGAAAGCCAGCCGCUAAUGCAAGACUCUCGGCUCCACAUGCACGAUCAGAUGAGGUCCAGCUACAGCCAUGGGCAGCAGGGGGCAGCACGGACCUCUCCUCCUCCUCCUCCUCCUCCUCCUCCUCUCUAUCCUCUUCCACCAGAGGAGCCUCCGAGCAUCAGCAUCCACGGCUCGCAUCUCAACUGUGUCAUCAUCGGAGACAACAACUACAUGCACGCUGAGCAGAUCCACCCGACUGAAACUGAAGAGCCACGGCUGUGAGGCUCCGCUGAUACACACACACACACACACACACACACACGCAUGCAUGCAUGCACACACAAACACACAUACACACACAUAUUACACAUUCACAGAAACACCAUCGUCUUUGGGAUGAUGAGAAUGUAAAUUCAGUAUUAGGAGAAUAAUUUUGAGUUGUCAGUCUGUCUCCGACAGUCUUUUAUUUUCUACCAUUUCUAUCAUUUUAUCUGUCUAUAAAAUGUCAGAAAAUAUUAAAACAAAGGUCCAUCACAGUUUCUCAGAACUCAGCGUGACAAAUUCACAAUACUUGUUUUGUCUGAUCAGCUGUUGGAAGCUCACAGAUGUACAGUUUAAUGUCAAAAAAGCAGCUAAUAUUGACAUUUAGGAAGCUGGAACCAGAGAAUCUUUGGCUUCUUUGGCUUCUUAUUUUUUACACUUGGAGUGACGUCACUUUUAUGGUCCAGUAGGAUUUCUUUUUUUUGCUUUGGUUUUGAAAGUGGUUUCAGGCCAUAGUUCAUUAGUUGUUAAAGUGUUAUAAGUUGUGAGUUCCAGUAUGCAAAAACAAACGUCAGCUCCCCACACCUUAUUAAAAAAUAAUAUCUGCUUCCUGUUUUGCAAUGCCAGGUCUUCUGCUCCUCCGUCAGACAUAAAGUUGGGAGCAGUGGGAAAUUUCUCACAUAGAUGUGACUUUCUAAUGAGUCAUCUCUUAUGACUAGUUGAUCUUUCUGUAAUGUAUGUCCGCUGGUCUGAUAUCCUGACUGAUGUACUUUGUUUGGUAGGUAGCUUGCUGUAGGAUUCAUGAAUUGUAUAUUGUGUAAUUUCAUAGACAAACAGUAUUGAAAUAUUGUGACUAAAAUCCUUAUCAAGUUAAGAUAAAGGUGUUGACUUAUGUUAAAAUGUAUGGCCUAUGGUCACUAACAGUAGACUACUGAGUAGUGUUCAUUGCUGGAAGUCAUUUUGUACAUUCUUAUGUUUGAUAUUAUUUAAUCUUAUAAAAUAACUGUUAGAUCUUUGUGUUCAGGUUAUACUGUACACAGAGGUCAAACAGUCAAUAUGCUGCCAAUGUGUGUGUCUGCUAAUAUGCUCACAUGAUGAUAUGAUAUUCUCCAUGUAACCUUUACGCAGCAUACUUCUUCUCCUUUUGUUCUGCAAUGUUGUAUGAACGGAGUUUUUGAUUUUGUUGUUGUAUUUUGUUGCAUGUUUGAAAUGACCAAACAUGAUUAACAUAUAUUUUAAAUAAAGAACAAAGAAGAUAUAGAGGCAUUG